AUGUCGCCGCUCGUUGCUGCUGCUCCUACCAAUCGUGUCAUUCUGGGUCUAAUGACUUUUGGAACGGACACGGAAGCUGGAGCUCGCAUUACAGACGUCGCAGAGUAUGGCAAGAUCCUAGAUCUCUUCCAGUCACGAGGAUACAUCUAUAUCGACGGGAAACAAGAGGCUUUCACUCGUGAGGUCGGCUGGAAAGAGCGGGGUUUGACCCUCGCAACAAAGGUCAAGUAUCCAAAUGCUCCUGGCGAGAACACAGGCGACAAGGUCAUUGCGUCUGUCGAGACGAGUCUCAAGGAGCUGGGAUCUGACUCUGUGGAUGACCGUGCUACACCGUUUGCCAACACCCUCGAAGCCCUCGACAAGCUCCACAAGGCUGGCAAGUUUGUCCGCCUCGGUCUCUCUAAUUUCACCGCAUUCGAAGUUGCCGAAAUCGUACUCACCUGCAAAUACAAUGGCUGGGUCCGUCCAAGCAUCUAUCAGGGAAUGUACAACUGUAUCACGCGCUCUAUCGAGGCUGAGCUGAUUCCCGCCUGCCGUCGCUAUGGCUUGGACGUCGUGAUCUAUAACCCCAUUGCUGGCGGGAUAUUCUCAGGGAAGAUCAAGUCUAAGGAUAUGACACCAGCCGAAGGACGAUUUAGUGACACAGCCAAGAGUGGGAAAAUGUAUCGUGGAAGAUACUUUAGAGACAGCACUUUCAAGGCGCUGCAGGUGAUUGAGACCGCGGUCGAGAAGGAAGGCCUGAGCAUGAUCGAAACUGCUCUCAGGUGGGCGGUACAUCACUCGGCCCUCAAGGUGAAGGAUGGGAAUGAUGGUAUCAUUAUCGGUGUGUCUAGCAUUGAGCAGCUGGACGAUAACCUGAACCAUCUUGAGAAAGGACCACUUCCCGAAAGUGUUGUCAAAGCAUUGGAUGAGGCAUGGCAGAUUUCCAAGACAGACACAGUCAACUACUGGCAUCUUAAUCUGGAGUAUCAAUACGACACCAGGGAUGCUCUCUUUGGGGCGGGCGCGAAAUGA
Messenger RNA from Phaeoacremonium minimum UCRPA7, 1014 nucleotides. Its product is annotated as putative aflatoxin b1 aldehyde reductase member 2 protein. NCBI's taxonomy places the organism in Eukaryota, Fungi, Ascomycota, Sordariomycetes, Togniniales, Togniniaceae. The record is from RefSeq and is a predicted model, not a curated record. Bases 1 to 1014 code for a protein of 337 amino acids. The transcript has 3 exons.